AAUGUUGUGAGAGAUUCAAAAGAAAAGAUUCGAUUCAAACGAUCCGCGUUUUUUGAAAUCGCAUCGCAUCGGUUACAGAAUGAAUCACUGAAGCUUCAGAUGCUGAUCGGCAGAAAUGAGUGAUAAACAUCGAUCACAGACGGAGGAGAACAAAACCGACUCGAUCAGAAACACCACAGCUAUGUUGUCCGGUGCUGCAGCAGGUCCAUCCAAGUCCACAAACUCCUCUGAUGUUCUCUCACCAGCUUACAGAGCCAUAAAACAGCUGGAAUUAACGCAACAGCAGCAGACAAAUGCAGCCAAACUCGACUGCAAGGUGAAACCAGAGCAAGAGUGUGUUGGAAGCCUUGCUGGUGGUCAGAGAGGUCACCGCCAAAACAAGAGCAUCGCCGCCGCUCACCCAGCCAUCUACCUAAACACACGCUCUCACAAACUGCUCAGGAGGGCAGUACGGAUAUGGAAGAUGCCCGUUCCCAUAUUGAACUUCACAGGGUCUUCGAAGCCGAAGCCCAGAAACUUUCGAGAGCAGCUGAAGCGAGUGGAAAUGCUUCGGAAUCAGCCUGGAGACAAUCUGAAGCCGACGGCUCGCUCCGUCAGAGACCUGCAGCUGUGCAGUUCAGGGACAGACUCGUCUCCGUCUCCCUCCACCUCCUCCGAGUCUCCCUGCAAACGCACGGCCCACAUGUACCGCACCCGCAGAUACAGGAGACAGUUACAGUGGUACCGCAUGCUGUCCCACAACAAGAGAUGCAAACAGGGUGAUGAGAAACUGCACAGACUGGAGUAUCAGGAUGAUCGGAGAGAUUCAUCGUCGACCCAGUGUACUCCAGUAAUCCGGGCGCCAGCAAGAAAAACCAGUCGCCGGUUGUGGCGCCGCCAGCUGGACAGCAGCAGUUCCGACAGCAGCCCGAUGACCGCUAACCCGGUCAACAAGAGCAGCGUGAGACCGGACACACCUGCGGCUCACGGGACGGACAAACAGAGAAAACACAAAAGGGUCUCCUUUUCUUUUCCUGAAGAGUCGAAGACAUCAAAUUGUUCAUGGACUGAGUUUGACGUCCUUGAUGGUAUUUCUAAUUUCAGCAAUGAAGCUUCUGCAUCUAAACCGGCCGUCCAAACCACUGAGAAACUGACUCCUCAAACAUCUCUAAAGAUUACUGCAACCAACAUGGAAGAACUAAACUCUCCACAUCUACAGUUUGACUCUGAAGCGUCUUUAGUUUCACAAAUGAAAGACGAACUCAAACAUUGUGAGGACAUUAAACAGCAGACCAUUUCACUUCAGAUCAAGAUGCCUUCAUGCUUCGCCUCCAGACGCUCACAGUCUAACACAGACGCUCUUCAGAAAGCAGACACUCCCCGACCGAAGUCCUGUGUGAAAUGGAAGAGCGUCCUGCUGCAGAGAGCACAAUGUUCUGCUAGUGCUCCGUCUGAGAAUCCAUACCCAACACACCGAUCCUGGAGCACAUUUACACCGGCAGACUGUUCAACUCCUGAAGGAGGAAGUGAUGCGGACCGACCUGACAAGAAACCACAGAGUUCAGCUGAAGAUCAGGUGGAGAGCAGUUCUUCUGGAGACUCAUUGAUACCACAGUAAAGGAACGAUUGAGGAACUUUUGAUUCUUUCAAGAAUUAAAGUCUAAUUUGUUCUUUAUUAUCAA
This is a messenger RNA of Megalobrama amblycephala (Wuchang bream), 1661 nucleotides long. RefSeq lists its product as uncharacterized. The record is from RefSeq and is a predicted model, not a curated record. Bases 116 to 1597 code for a protein of 493 amino acids. Lineage: Eukaryota; Metazoa; Chordata; Actinopteri; Cypriniformes; Xenocyprididae. The transcript has 3 exons.